AACAUGUGAACCAACAUAACAUGCAUAAUGCCAGUAUAUUUGAAUAGAUUAAAGUAAAAACAAUUAAGAAAUGGAGCAUUUGGAAUAUAUCAUCAUAUUUGCUUGGAAUUGACUAAUUUUAUACAACAAUGAAUACCAAGACAGUCACAUUAGCGAAUAUUUAUUAAAUACGAAAUAGAAUGGAUUCUUGCUACAUAAGGUUUCUAGCAUGUGUGCUAUGUGUGACGCUAUCCCUAUAUGUGACACCAGUGGUGACCCAGACUUGCCCAGAUGAAUGUGUGUGCAAUGAGAAUAUUAAAGAGAUGAAUUGCAGCUAUAGGGGUCUGGAUAAGCUACCUAUACUCAGGACAGACACACAGCGCCUCAUAUUGCGUGGAAAUAACCUCAUUCAAAUAGGUGACCUGGCAUUCAACAGGUUGACAGAUCUACAGUAUCUGGACCUGAGUGAAAACAUGAUAAGUACAAUAUCAGGGUCAGCAUUCAGUGGCCUCAGAUCCCUCGACUACCUUAAUCUGGCCAACAAUGGCCUUGGGUCCCUCAAUGUCUACCUCUUUGAUGACUUGGUCAGUCUCCAGGACUUGGACCUCAGCUCUAACCGCUUCAACUCAUUAGAUAUAACCUCAUUUCAAUACUGCAAAGUCCUAGAAAAAUUGAACCUUCGCAAAAACAGAUUCACAACAUAUAUCCUCACAGUUGUUAACACCAUUGGUUCAUUAAAUUACUUGGAUUUGUCAGAGAAUUUACUGGCAGGAAGUUUUAUUGGAGUAGCCCAGUUCACACAGCUGAAAUACCUAAAUGUUCUUUUAAUGAGUUCCAGUGGAGUUGAUCUAUUUUCAACAUCAACAUUUAGUGGAUUGAACCAGCUACAAAGAUUGGAUUUAUCAGGGAAUACUUUACAAGCGUUAUCGCCUGAAGUUUUAACUUAUGUGCCCAAUUUAUGGCAACUAGGCUUGAACGGGAACACAUUUAGAUGCGACUCUACGCUUGAUUCAUUGAAGAACUACAUAGUUGAGAAAGGUAUCAACAUAUUUGAUGAGUUUACAUGUGUGUUGGGGAAUGGCACUAGAACUGAUGUGAAGGUGACUCACUACACAGUCCAAGUGUGUGAGGAUGGCUCCACUCCUACUGUGCCAACCUCUUGCACUGGGACAACUCUCAAUGUCAAGGUCACUUCUGUUUUUGACACUGCAGUCGCUGUAUCAUGGACACCAAAUGGCCUCAUCGCUCUUCCAAACACACGCCUCAUUGUAGACAUUAGACAAUUCAACAGUAAUUCAAACUCAACAUUAAACAUUCCAGCGGAGAAUGGCUCAAUGUUGUUAACAGGCCUGAGAUCAAACACGGGGUAUGUCACGUGCUUCACGUUUGAAUUCUGCCGUUUAUCUAGCUGUGUUGAUGUAAUGACCACAGGUGGUGUAGCCGUAGUCCCACAGACGCAAAUGUCACAUGAGAAAAAUGUGGCUAUCACCCUGAGUGUCAUCCUAACUUUCCUAAUAACUGUCCUUCUAAUGUUGCUACUGGGAUAUCUCCUGCUAAGAAGGAAUCCUGAAGCCAUGGAACACAUAGAGGCCCCUGUCAAAGUCUCAAAUCUUCCAAUUUGGAGAAACAGAAACAAUGAAACUCCUGAGAGUCCAAAGAGAAAUGGAGAUGUAGAUCAUGAUGAUACAACAAACACCGACCCUGGACUUGAGAAAAAGACAUUUGACUGGGAGAAAAUGAAGUUUUGGAAUAAAUUGCGACAUGACCCAAAUGAUCCUGAGGCAGGCUUUGAUAUGCAGAAGUUGAUGUUCUGGAAACGAUUUAGAAGGGAUAAUGAAGAAGCUCCACCUCCCCCUGUGAGAAAUCUAGAGGAACCAGCUAUCCAUCGUGAACUGAACAGAAUGGAGAUUGAUGAUGGUGAUAUGUGGGAAGGUGAACAAUGGGACGAUGACUUCUAUGAUGACCCAAUACAAGUAAACAAAUCUAAGCUCAGCACAGUGUCAGCCUUCACCAAUAGUGGCUACAACAAUGGUGAAGAAAUCUACCAAAAUGUAGAUGAAAAGAGGGAUAGUGAUGAUCGUAAAUAUUUAGAACUCAAAAGGGACUCGGAGGGCAAUCUUGAAGAGCCAAAAACUCAGGGAAAAGCUAAACCUAAUGCCUACACUGGAAUGAAAACCAAGAGAGGUAGUAGUGUUGAAAUUCUAUCAAACCCUAAAUAUGACACCCAAUCUUCCAGUUCAUCUCUAAAUGAGCGAGGUCCGCUACCCCCGAUUCCUGCCCCCAUGCAAGAGGACCAAGAGGUGUAUGAAGAACCCGUGCCCACCCUCCCAAGGUCACAGAUUGCAAACAUCUCAGCAAUGAAAAAGAUGGGCAAAGUUGAGGACUUGAGCAAAGACUCUAAGCUUAGUGAACAGCCAUCAUAUGCAGAAUAUGAUGACUCGGGUAAUGCAGCCUCCCCUGAGUGGGAACCCGAGGAUGUAUAUGAGACAUUUGAUGAUGAAGAUCAAAUGGAUGGUAAAACACAUAAAGACAAACAUACAGCUUCAGACAAGCCAAAUACAACAAAGAAUAAUAAUACUGUCAAUAAUAAAACUGCUCAAUCUAACACAAAAAGAACAUUAGCAUAUCUAUCUAAUAUGCAAAAGCGAGAAUCAAGUGAUGCCUAGCUGUAAUAACUAGUCAUUAAGACCAACUUGACAGAAGUCAUGAAACUAACUGAACAAACAACACAGAGGAUAUAAUAUUCCAAUUUAUCUAGUUCAAAGACUGUCUCUGAUUCUGUUACUACAGAAAAAUCAGACAGCCUUUGAAAUAGGUAAGUUCCAAUAAUUAGUGAACACAAGCAGUUUGUUCAAUUGCCUCUAAGAGAACCAUGACAAUGAACGUAGGCUCAUCACCACUUCUAUCAGGAGUCACGUCAAUGAACG
This is a messenger RNA of Owenia fusiformis, 2906 nucleotides long. The record is from the annotation of a GenBank genome assembly. Lineage: Eukaryota; Metazoa; Annelida; Polychaeta; Sabellida; Oweniidae.